This is a messenger RNA of Anopheles marshallii, 4725 nucleotides long. Its product is annotated as TP53-binding protein 1-like. Gene Ontology annotation, molecular function: histone binding. NCBI's taxonomy places the organism in Eukaryota, Metazoa, Arthropoda, Insecta, Diptera, Culicidae. The transcript has 7 exons. The coding region runs from base 1 to 4725 and encodes 1574 amino acids. The record is from RefSeq and is a predicted model, not a curated record. Gene Ontology annotation, cellular component: nucleus. Gene Ontology annotation, biological process: DNA damage checkpoint signaling; positive regulation of transcription by RNA polymerase II.
AUGGAUAUUGGCGGUACGACGAAGGUGGCUUCUCCGGAGUCCACAGUUACAGUCGAAAAAUCUAGCGCCGCUCCAGAAGCCAGUGAAAACCCGUCAGCAUCUGGCAAAAACGGAUCGCUUCCGGAUUCCAGCGCUGAUUCCGUGAAGGAUUCGGCAUGCGUAGCUGACUCACUUGGGAAGCAGAAAGAUGCUUCCCAGGAAACACUCUCGUCCCCCAAGCCAGCAUCAGAUGUUUUGGCUAAGGUCGACGAACCAAACAGCAUAGCGGAACUCAGGAAAGGUCCCCUAAAACAACCUGCCGUGACAACUAGCACAUCGGGCGAAAUUUCACAGCCAGACUGCGAACCCGUUCGGAACGACACACCAUGCAAUGAUAAACUGGGUGAGCAAGAGCAGAUUGACGAGGAUGACGAGCUGUUGAAACGUAUGGAGGCGAUCGAAAAGGGCGAAGAUCUAGACGCUGUGCCGGAAGAAGCCAAUCAUCAAAAUGGCUUGCUACAGAAAACGCUAGAAAAAGGGGAUUCUGGGAAGGCGACUGAUAUGUGCGUUGAUGCUGGAAAAGCCACGACCUCAUCGGAAGCAUCUGUUAGCAACUUAUCCGAGUCGGAUGCAACAUCAAAAUCGGCCGAAGCAGUUAGUCCGACUUUCAAACGAAAGCAUCCUUUCACUGUGGGUGAAGUCGAACCGCAAGUGAAAAAAGUGCAUAUUGCCGAUGCGACCGAUGGCCCGCAACCCACAGCAACAAGCUCAGAAACAACACCUUCACCCGCUAGGCAGCCGAGCAAAGCAUCGGCUGAACCGCCAGGAUUAUUAGAAUCAGACCGCCAUCAGAAGGAAAAGGAAGAUAAACCUCCGUCGGUUGAGCAGAUGGAGGUUGAUGGUUCGCCGGAACCGGCAGAAUCAUCUCCCAAAAAUGUAGAAAUGCUGCCUGAUACGGAACCAAACACUGAACCUGAUGCAAUGGAUCAAAAAUCGGAAGAAAUAAGCUCAUCGGUCGUGGAGGAACCGGUGCGCCAAGCAGGCGAUUCCGCGGGAAACAAGAAAACGGAAAACUCAAAUGUGUCUAGUUCCGAUGAUAAACAGGAAGGUAUGACAAGCGAAAACACGAAACCACCUGAUAGUGAAGUAUCAGCGUCAGUGCUUCCAGCUCCUUCGGGAGACGAAGCUAUGGAUGUGGAUGAAGAUGAAACCGAUAUGGCAGAGAGUAGCACAUCUACCGGACCUUCUGCUUCAGUGGCUAUUCCCGUGGUGGAACCUCCGUGCGUGAAGAAGGUCGCUUACCUUUGCGGUGAUGACGAUCCAAAGGAGGCAGACGAAAAAGCCACCGUCGUUUCGACUGCAAAGAUUUCUGCUACAUCCGCUACUACAUCCUCGACGCCAGCGGUCGCUGUCGCUGAAACAUCGGAGGUAACCGUGCCGAAGGAUGUGGACUCUGCGUCAAAAACAACGUCCAGUGGCGACGAACCCGAGGAUGUCGUGGACAGCAGCAACAUUGUUUCAACUGUUCCAAAGCUAGUGGUGGAAUCAGUAGAAAAAUCCGCUGAAUCUGGGAAAGUACUUGCUGAACGGGUGGUACUGGAAGAAAGCAUCGUCGGAAGCUCGCAACCCUCAUCCAGCAGCGAUACGAAGAAACAAUCGGCUUUGGUAGAUAAACGAUCGAGCGAGCAGCCGCGUGACUCGGUACACAGGAGUGCUCUGUUGGCUAAGGCGUCCAGCACACCGAACCAAACCACGGCAGAAUUGACGCCCUCCUCCUCGAAUCCAUCAACACCGAAAACGUUAAAUAAAGUGACGACAUCCGCUGUCAGCUCUUCCAACGUCUACAGCUCCACUCCGAUCCAUCAGAACUUUGGAAAAGUAAGCUCAGGAAACGUUAGUAAAAUCACGAAUCCACCAUCCUCGAUAGAAACCAGCAGAAUUGAGGCGGACGACACAACAACGACUACCGCCAUCAGUGAACAGUCAGAGUCGUUAAUAAAACCGGAGACAGGGGAAAAGUAUACUAGCCACGCCACGUCGGCAACAAAAAGUUUGCCUUCAACAACAGAUACGGCAUCUUCGGCUACGACAGGCACUUUGGGAACUUCCGAUUCUUCUGUCAAAAGCACGUCACCCAAGAAAGAACCAAGGCACGAAGAUUCCAGUAGUUCAAAGGGUAGUCUCAAAACAUCUGGCGAUGUAUCAGAGGUAGAUUCGUGUACAGUCUCUGGAAUGAAUACUGCGGAGGAGAUAAAUUUGUACGUGAGCAACGCACGGAAGUUAAAUGGCAUUUCCUCCACCUCGGAAGGCUCUGAUUUGGGCACUAAAGACGAUGUGACCAAAUCUCUUGUAUCCGUGAAGCUGGAAGAUGAUAGUAAAACGGAUAUCAAUUCGAUACAAUUGGAUCUCUCCCGUGCCAUAUCACCCACGACGUCUGCCGAACAGCAGUAUGAAGUGAGCGUAUGGUAUGAGGGGAAAGAAUUACAGUUCAUGUCGGUGGAACGGAUUCACGGUGGGACGAAAGUCGAUCCCUCUGCUGCUACUGUUGCUAACACGGCUACUCAAGAUGUUUCAAAUACCGAUUCCUCUUCAAAGCUCUCAUCCACGGCCACCACGAAUGGUAGUGUAAGUAGUAUAGGGCCAUUCGCGCUUCCAGGGGCCAAGACAUCAACUGUGGGUCAAUCGACCGAUAGCUCCUCGUCGUCGGCCACCAUUACCACCGGUGUUAAGUCAACGCAUUCAGUGACGGUGCCGCAAAUGAAGCAAACUGUAAUGGGGCCGAAAGCACUUUGCGAUUUGCUCAUUGCGGAAUUCCAAAAGCUGAGACGAACUUUUGCACCUGACGAUUCCAUCGUAGAUGAUGCCAACGCACUGCUGCUGAAAAGUCCCCGAACGCCUUACACCGGGCGUGGUCGCAAAGACAGUGCGAAGAAGAGUGGUUCGCGUACUCAGAAGCGUUCUAAAGCGGCUGACAGUGACGGGGAUGACGAUGACGAUGGUGAAAAUGAUGCUCGUACUCCUCGGUCUGGGGGAUCGUCCACCUCGAAGCAACCAUCUAAGCGUGCAAAAGUCGUGUUAACUGCCGCUGCCAAUGAAUCCCCGGUCGCCAGUUCUAGCACCACCGCGAAAUCGAAAAUUGCCCAAGAACCAAAGCAAUUUGACAUUUGCUGUCUGGCUCGGUGGACUGACCGCAAGUACUACGCAGGCCGGGUGACUAACUACCGGGGGGACAAUAAGUACGUGGUGGUGUUUGAAGACGGCUGCUCCAAGACCCUGUCACGAGACAUCAUCGUAUUUGGUGAGGAUGGAGUGUUACCGAUACAACAUCACUCAAUACACGCCCUAACCGGAGGUGACACGUACGAGCCCGCUAUUGUGGAAGAAAUUAAGCGAAAUGAUGCCAACGAAGUGGUAUACUGUGUGCGGACGGCCACUAACCCAUUGGAGGUAACAGCCACCGAUAUCUAUCUCACAGACGAGCAAGCAAAAUGGAUCCACAACGCCUGCAAGGACAAACCAGACCCAAUCCAAAAGCUUCUGCAACCGGGAUCGGAUGUUACCUCGAUGGGGAGCGGCGAUGCCGCAAGUGGCAAUCAAGGAAACGCAUCGGAAGGAAGCUUAACCACGGCAGCGUCAGAUUUGGUGAAAGAUGCUGGCGAUAAAAGCUCACGUUCGACACGCAGUAAACGCGGUGCGGGAGCAAAUGACAAAUCCAUGGGAUCUACCACGCCGGAAGCUGGUUACUCGGGUGGAGUUGGUAAAAAAGGACGCCGUGGACGAAGAAAGCAGCACCUGCCACCUGAAUCACGCAUAUCUGAGUGUAGCGAUGUGUCCGAUACUUAUGAGGAGGAAAUCCCUGCACCAACAAGCCCAGAAGCGGGCCUGGAUGCAGUGGAUGGUGUGCAGCCGGAAUUGCAGCGCACGGAACAUGAAUCCGAGCUAAUCAGAAUGAGUCUUGUGUCCGAAUAUUUUGGCCCCGACGAAGGGGAUAGACUGGACCAACUGCUCGGACCGAUACCCGUCGAUGCGAAAACUUUGUUCCGAAAUAAGCACUUUCUGUUAAGUUGUACUGUCCCAUCGAAGGGAGUUGCUGCUGCUGCGACAGAAUUCUCCAACGUUCCUUUUAUAAAACAACAUAUUCGGCGGCAGAUUGAAGCUGGAGGCGGUAAAGUGUAUCAGUUCUUCGAGGAUGUGCCGAAGAACAAGUAUAAACAAUGCAAGCUGAUAGCGCCGCGUCCUUCUACCACUGCAAUUUAUGUGCAGUGCUUGGCCAGUGACAUUGUGGCUGUGUCUCACGAAUGGAUCAUACAAUGCUGUCAAGUGCUAAUGAUGCUGGAUUACAAACCCCAUGUCCUACCAGCUGGAUGGUCCUUUCUCGAAAAUCGGUUCAUCGAUUGGAGCGGCGGUCGUGGAAAGGAUAAGCGAACCUCCGGCACACCGUUUUCAUCAGUGUGCAUUAACGUAGCUAGUCUGUGUAAGGAUUUCAAUGACUUUUGGAGCCGGGUCUGCAAGCUUGCCGGUGGUACGGUGCGGCUAAUUAAGACUGAGUCGGACAUUACGGAAAAUCUGACGGGAUAUUUGCUAACGGAUCAAGAAUUUCCCGAAGAAAUCAAGAUCAAAGCUGCCCGCACCGGUCUACUUGUAGUAUCAACCGUUUGGGUGGUGCAGUGUUUAAUUCUGGGCCGGGUUUGCCAUCCGAAUAGCAACGAAAAGCUAACACAAAUUUAUCAGGAGGAAGAUUAUUAA